GGCCAGGUUCUUUAUCACAUCAACACCAAGGGUGCUAAGCCAGAAAGACCUCAGAAGAUCCUACACCUUGUUCUGCUGACUUUACCUGGAGGACUAAGAAUCCAUGGAGCCUUUCCAAAGCCAUUCGAGAUCUCAAACAGCUAUAUUUCUAGCAGGUUGCAUCCUAAGCUGCCUCUUACAGGUGGUGUCAGUUCAGGGAAAUUUAACUGUGGCUUCUAUACCUGAACACCCCAUCCAGGGUCAAAGUAUCCUCCUGAAUAUAGAAGAGAAUGUCCAGGAGGAAUUCGAAGAAUGCGAGUGGACGCAACCCUCUGGAAACAAAAUUAUUUUUGUCCGCGGUACAAAAUUAACCCCGGUUAAUACUUCCCAAGUCGUAGUGGUGCAUCAGAAUUGUUCCUUGACUAUCAAAAAUCUGAGGCCAUCGGAUCAAGGAAAGUAUACAGUCAAAGUCACUGUUCCUCCUACAAAGCAGCAAGGGACAAGAGGCUCCGUUUAUAUCGGCUCCAUUUUUCUGAUUCUUUGUGAUGAAAAACAAAUUCGUAUCAACGUCAGACCUCCAAGUCCCAAGGUUGGCCAGGAUGUCGUGCUGACUCCCCAAGGCAUCCCAGACAACUACGACCACUGCGAAUGGAAUCAAAAAACCGAAUCUGGAGUGAGUAAACAAUUCCAAGAUUCUGGACAAGAGCCCAACAAACAGCAGGACCAACAACGGGGUUGCUCCUUGUAUCUGACCCCGAUAACCCAGGGUCAUUCUGGAGAAUAUUGUGUUUAUGUUGAGGUGUAUUCAGGCCAACAAUCCGCCAAAGAGAAGGGAAACAGAGAGCAAAUGAAGUGCUACAGAAGCCGGACACAGUUAAAGGUCAAAUCCGGAUCAACUUCUGUGAAAUAUAGCGUAGGCAUCAUUGCUGGGGCUUUGCUUGGAUCCCUCACCUGGGCCAGCAGUCUAUCCCUUGUGCCGCUGCUGUUUGGCGUGUUGUCACUAUUCUCCCCUGAAUGCUGAAUUUGGAAGCCAUUCCUUCUUUCGUGAAAGAUGUUUCCAGAGAAGGCAAACACACACGUUAUCCUCCAUCUGCGUGUGUAAAGCUGAACAGUUCUGUGCUUGGAUAUUAAUCUUGAUCUGAUGCUAAUUUCUUUUGAAGCUCAACUUUGACCCAAACUGUAUGUUAGCUUACUUUGUUUCUGUUUAUAUGAACAAAACCUAAGUCAUUCUCAACUUUUAAAAAGUGAGAAUGUUUGCAACCUACAAAACAGCUAAGAAAUAAAUCCAGGAGUCAAAAAAAAAAAAAGGAUGGCACAAAAUCAAAAUUAUCAUAACGUUUUGUAUUAAGCACCUCAGGCUUUAUAGGAAGUCAAUGUGAUGUUAUCCAGUUUGGAACACAACGGAAAAAUAUAUGGAUGCCCUUUACACAUUCUAACAUUGCUCAAAAUAAAAUGUGUUUUUUCACUUGAAUUAAA
This is a messenger RNA of Pseudonaja textilis, 1455 nucleotides long. RefSeq lists its product as uncharacterized. The record is from RefSeq and is a predicted model, not a curated record. NCBI's taxonomy places the organism in Eukaryota, Metazoa, Chordata, Lepidosauria, Squamata, Elapidae.